Molecule: messenger RNA, 1296 nt
Organism: Vanessa atalanta (red admiral)
Lineage: Eukaryota; Metazoa; Arthropoda; Insecta; Lepidoptera; Nymphalidae
Product: aminomethyltransferase, mitochondrial
Exons: 1
Coding region: 48-1274 (408 amino acids)
Biological process (GO): glycine catabolic process
Cellular component (GO): mitochondrion
Molecular function (GO): aminomethyltransferase activity; protein binding
Source: RefSeq, a predicted model, not a curated record
UCGCGCACUCAGUUGUAUCCAAAUAUCUCGAGCACUUGUAAUGUAAAAUGACUUCCAAGAGCAUUAAUAUUUUAGUAAAAGAGUAUCUACAUCGAGGUCCCCUCAAUGUUACUAAAGUACAACUUCGUAAUUUUAGUGACAAAGGUAUCAAGCAAACAAGCCUGUACAAUUUGCAUAAAAAAUAUAAUGGAAAAUUGGUCGAUUUCGCCGGGUUUUACUUACCUGUGCAAUAUGCAGACAUGAGUGUAUCGGCGUCUCAUCUCUUUACGAGGAAAAGUGCUUCAAUUUUUGAUGUUUCGCACAUGCUUCAGACAAACGUUCGAGGUAAGGACUGUAUUUCAUGGUUUGAGUCGAUAUGUCCCGUGGACUUAAAAGGAAUGGCACCUGGAACUAGCUCUUUGACCGUGUUUUUAAAUGAAAAAGGAGGAAUAAUUGAUGAUCUUAUAGUCACAAAAGUAAUGGAUAACCAGCUUUAUAUCGUCUCCAAUGCAGGACGGUUGGAAGUCGACAAACAGCACAUGUUACAAACGUCGGAAAUAUACCGCAAAAAAGGUAAAGAUGUCACUAUCAAUUUUUGGGAUGUUACUGAAAGAGCUCUAAUUGCAGUGCAGGGACCGAUGGCGGCGUGUAAUUUACAACCCCUGACGGACAUUCCUUUAGCAGAUUUAAUGUUUAUGAAUUCAAGAAUUGGUAAAGUAGCUGGUGUUGAAAGUCGUGUGACUCGUUGUGGCUACACAGGUGAGGAUGGGUUCGAGAUAUCUAUACCCGCAGAUAAGGCGGAGAAUGUAGUAGAGGCGUUAUUACAAUCUCCGGAGGUAAAGCUAGCUGGUCUCGGAGCAAGGGACUCGCUCCGAUUAGAAGCAGGAUUAUGCUUAUAUGGAAAUGAUAUCGAUGAGUCUAUUACCCCGGUAGAAGCCAGUUUGACGUGGUUGAUUGCAAAAACACGUAGAAAUGAGAAUAAUUUCCCGGGCGCGGAUAUUAUUUUGAGGCAAAUAAAGGAGGGAGUUAGUAAAAGAAGAAUAGGGGUAAGAAUAGAGAGUGGAGCGCCAGCGCGGAAAGAUGCCGUACUUAAGAGUGUACAAGGAGUUGACAUAGGUAAGAUUACAAGCGGCUGUCCAAGUCCGUCGCUAGGAGGAAAUGUUGCUAUGGGCUAUGUUACAGAGGAAUUUAAGAAAAUUGGCACCGAAUUACUCAUUAACAUACGUGGAAAGGAUGUAAAGAGUAAAGUUACAAAAAUGCCGUUUGUGCCAGCCAAAUAUUAUGUAAAAAAAUAAAACAUCAAAAAGUUAAAUUAAA